Messenger RNA from Stegastes partitus (bicolor damselfish), 1970 nucleotides. It is a transcript of the gene pabpc1l, whose product is annotated as poly(A) binding protein, cytoplasmic 1-like. Gene Ontology annotation, molecular function: RNA binding. Lineage: Eukaryota; Metazoa; Chordata; Actinopteri; Pomacentridae. The transcript has 15 exons. Bases 1 to 1881 code for a protein of 626 amino acids. The record is from RefSeq and is a predicted model, not a curated record.
AUGAACAGCAGUGGACCGACAUAUCCUCUCGCUUCUUUGUAUGUUGGGGACCUGCACCCUGAUGUUACAGAAGCCAUGCUUUAUCAGAAGUUUUCUCCUGCUGGACCCAUUAUUUCAAUCCGUGUGUGCCGUGACAUCAUCACCCGCAGAUCUCUGGGAUACGCCUACAUAAACUUCCAGCAACCAGCUGAUGCGGAGUGUGCCCUGGAUACCAUGAACUAUGACCUCAUCAAGGGUCGGCCAAUUCGAAUAAUGUGGUCUCAGCGUGACCCAGGUCUCAGGAAGUCUGGUGUGGGGAACAUCUUCAUCAAGAACAUGGACGAGUCUAUCGACAACAAGGCACUGUAUGAUACCUUCUCAACCUUUGGCAAUAUUUUGUCGUGCAAGGUUGUUUGUGAUGAGAAAGGAUCCAAAGGCUACGGCUUUGUUCACUUUGAAACUCAGGAGGCUGCGAACCGGGCCAUUGAAACCAUGAAUGGGAUGCUGCUAAAUGAUAAGAAAGUUUUUGUUGGUCACUUUAAGUCACGCAAGGAAAGAGAGAUGGAGUCUGGAAACAAGGCUUCAACGUUCACCAACGUCUACAUCAAAAACUUUGGUGAAGACUGCACUGAUGAGAAACUGAAGGACACCUUUUCUGCAUUCGGGAGAACACUGAGUGUGCGGGUGAUGAAGGAUGACAAGGGUCGAUCACGAGGAUUCGGCUUUGUAAACUAUGGCAGCCAUGAAGACGCUCAGAAGGCAGUUGAUGAAAUGAGCGGAAAGGAGAUCGAUGGGAAAAUCAUCUAUGUAGGGCGAGCUCAGAAGCGUCAGGAGAGGCAGGAAGAGCUGAAGCGCAAGUUUGAUCAGAUCAAACAGGAUCGCAACCAACGCUAUCAGGGGGUGAACCUGUAUGUGAAGAACUUGGACGACAGCAUUGAUAAUGACACACUUCGGAAGGAGUUUGCCCCUUAUGGCACCAUCACCAGUGCUAAAGUGAUGACAGAUGGCUCCCAGAGCAAAGGCUUCGGCUUUGUCUGUUUCUCUUCUGCCGAAGAAGCAACAAAAGCAGUCACUGAAAUGAACGGGAGAAUUGUGGCGAGCAAGCCGCUGUAUGUGGCCCUGGCUCAGCGGAGAGAGGAGCGCAAAGCAAUUCUUACUAACAAGUACCUGCAGAGACUUGCUACCCUGAGAUCGGUGCCCAGUCCAAUUAUCGACUCCUUCCAUCAGUCUGCAUACUACAUCACUGUACCACAGCCUCCCGCUCGCACCUUCUACAACCACAGUGGUGUCAGCAACAUGAGACCAGUCCCUCGUUGGACAGGACAACCACCGAGACCGCAGGGUCCUUACUCAACCCAGUUUCCAGGUGGUCCUGUUCCCCGACGUGGAUCCGCCUCCAUCACUACAGUCAGACAGGCUUCCACCCAGGCUCCACGUGUCGUAACCGCCACACAAAAGACAAACAACAUUGGCACCCAGACUGUAGGAGGGCGCACUGAUAUGCCUGCUGAGCACAGGAACAGCCAGUAUAAGUAUUACUCUGCAGUGAGGAACCCUCAGCAGAUUGUUACUGUACCUGCACCUAUGCCAAGACUACAGGUUGGUCCGGUGGCUGUCGUGGAGCCACCAGCACAUGUUCAAGGCCCAGAGCCGCUCACUGCCUCAAUGCUGGCUGCAGCACCACUUAUGGAUCAGAAACAGCUUCUCGGGGAGCGUUUGUACCCGUUGAUUCAUGGCCUACACCCAAACCUGGCUGGAAAAAUCACCGGGAUGCUGCUGGAGAUCGACAACACGGAGCUGCUGCACAUGCUGGAGUCGCCCGAGUCCCUGAACUUAAAAGUGGACGAGGCAAUCGCUGUCCUACAAGCUCACCAGGCGAAGCAAUGUUCUACUAAGAAGUGAAGAGGCCCUUCAGAUGUUAUGGACUUUCUGGAGGAGCAAAGAAAAUACAAAGUGUAAAAUUUUGGAAAAAGAAAAAGAUGGGGAAAAAA